CCUUCCGUCACCAUCAAAGAACGUUUGGCCUCUGUACAAGGCCCUCGGGUCUUCCCAUGGCUUUUGUCGGUGGUAGUUUUGGGUGCAGCGCCUCUGGGGUUUGCAGCUUAUGUUCUCGCGGAUGAGAUAUUGCAGCGACGAAAGGCCACUCGACUUGGUACCAGAUUCAUUCCUCAUGUCCAGGGCAAAUGGCCCGGAAAUCUGAACAAGAUAGUGAACGUAGUCCUGAGGCUCAAGAACGAAUACCUUGGUAUA
Messenger RNA from Suillus subaureus, 255 nucleotides. RefSeq lists its product as uncharacterized. The record is from RefSeq and is a predicted model, not a curated record. NCBI's taxonomy places the organism in Eukaryota, Fungi, Basidiomycota, Agaricomycetes, Boletales, Suillaceae. The transcript has a single exon. The annotation marks the transcript as partial.